AUUUGGACACUGACCAAAUACCAAACAAGGCAUUGCGAACAUAAAUCAACUGCAACAGGAGCAGCAGCAGAAGCAGCAGCACCAGCACCAGCAGCAGUAGCCAAGAUGGAAUCCGAUUCGGACACCUGGGAGGACUUUUUUGGCAGCAGCACGGAGCUAGCCCAUUCGCUGUUGGGCUUCUAUGACACGCUGACAAACACCUUGAGCGCUGGUCCGACGGCAGCCAAGGCUGACAGCAGCGAGAGCAGCCAGAGCAGCGGUGAGUCAACGCCAAAGCGCAGCAAUAGCAAUUGCAGCACCACCAGCACCACCAGCAGCAGCAGCAACAGCAACAGCAACAGCAACAACAGCAGCGACAAUCAUUCGGGCAGCUAUUGCUUAGAUGGUGGAGCACAAACGCCGCUGGUGGUUGCCGGGCUGCGUGACGAUGUGGCUGAUGGCGUGCAGCUGAGCCGAUUGGUGGUGCAACGGCGCCAGGAGCUGGGCAGCAAUCACAGCAUCUCAUCCACAGCAUCCAGCAAUCAUUCGCGACGCGGCAACAAUAUUCGCGUGCUCUCGCCCAAUGUGCAGCGGAUUAUUACGCACGCCGAUGCGGAGCCCGUGAACGCCAUCGACAUCGAAGCCAUCCAGCAGCAGCAGCAGCUGCAGCAGCAGCCGAUCCAGCGCAGCCCCACACCGCCGUUGCGUUAUGCAAAGGCCGCAACCACAGCACCACCCAAACUGAAGCUAUCGCAUCUGCCGCUCUCCAAGACAACGGGCAAGCUAUCCACCCAGUCGGGCAGCGAUCUGGUGUCCACCUUGGAUGCGGGCAGCGAGUACGUCGGUGGUGCGCACAGAAGGGUCAACGCAUCCGCGGAUGAGGACAAGACACCCACCAACAAGGCAGCGCCCGGCACACCCUUUCACUUCGAGGGCAAGCCCUUCUCCAAGCUAAAGCUGCAGAGCAUCAAAUUAAGUGAAAUGGAGCAGCUGGCGGUGACGAGCAUGCAGCUAGCUACAGCACCACCAACAACACCACCACCACCAGCAGCAGCAGCAGCAGCAUCAGCUCCAGGUGCAGCCAGUACGCCGGUGGCACCGCCCAGGCACAAGGCCUUUGUGGUGGCCAGCGAGCCGCUCAGCCCAGAGCCGUUUGUGGACGCGAUUAACUUUGACCUGGUUGCCCAGCACAUCGAGAAGCUGACAUUGAGCGACCUGGAUCUGGGAGAAGGCGAAGCAACGGCCGAGCAGCUGGUGGAGGCCAUCAACAAGCCGCUGAUUGGCAAGCCGCUGGUGCGCAGCGUCUCGGCACCGCGCGCCAGCCAGAGCGGCUCGGCGGGGCCGGGCUCCCCGCUGCAGACGUAUGCGCGCACCAAGCUGAAGAGCCAGAGCGGCAAGGCGAGCACCUUGGGUGGCGGCAUGCCACUGCGGCUGCCCACGGCCGAGCAGCUGGCUGAGCUGGAGGAGGCCAACAAGCUGUCGGCCGAGAGUCUGGACACGUUGACGGACAUCAAGCCGAAGUAUCCGCCGCGCCUAAGUGAGCUGACGCGCCUCAACAAUCGUCCGCUGUCCUCCUCCUCCAUUUGCUCCACCUCGUCCAGCUCCAGUUCGGGCUCCGACCAGCUGCUCAAUGGCAAGCUGGCUGCCACCUCCUAUUUGGCCAGUGUCGAGAGUUUGGCCGAGAGCGAGAACGAGCUGGGCGACCAUCAUCAUCAUCAUCAUCCCUCGCACACGAAUCCCAUGAGCGUGCUGGAACGCGCCUGCCUGGAAAUUGUGGACUCGGAGCGGAGCUUUGUCGAGGAUCUGGGUCAGGUUAUCAAAGGCUACCUUCUGGACUGGAAGGAGCGCGCCUGUCUGCGCACAGACGAAUUGCAAAUACUCUUUGCCAACAUUGAAGAGAUUUACGAAUUCAAUUCGUUGCUGCUGCAGCAGCUCAUCAACUCGGGCAUGGAUCCGGGACGGAUAGCGAAAUGUUUCAUUGACCUACGCGAUCGCUUUAAUGUGUAUACAACCUAUUGCACAAGCUACCCGGAAGCCAUCUCGCUGUUGACCAAACUGCUGCAGGCGAAGCACACGAAUACGUUGCUGGCCUCCACGCAGACGCUGCUGCAGCAUCGCCUGCCCCUUGGCUCCUAUUUGCUGAAACCGGUGCAACGCAUACUCAAGUACCAUCUGCUGCUGGACAGCCUGCGCAAGCACUGCGAUGUGAAGGAGGUAACUGAGGCGUAUGCCAUAAUGCGACAGGUAGCGCAUCACAUAGACCAGGUGAAGCGUCAGCAGGAGCAGCAGAGUCGUGUCAAGGAGCUGUCCGGCAUACUCGACGGCUGGAUGGGACCAGAUCUGAGCGUGCUGCGAGAACUGAGGCACGAGGGCUUGCUCAUGGAGCAGCACAACAAGCCGCGUCAGGUGCUCCUCUUCGAGACGAUGCUGAUCAUUACCAAGCAAAAGGAGGACGGCCGUCUGCAGUUCAAGAGCCUCAUAACCCAAAAAAAUCUAAUGCUGAGCGAGCAUUUGCCCGGCGAGCCGACCAGCUUCUAUGUCAUACCCUUCGAUGACCCGCGCAAUCAAAUCAAGCUGACGGCCAGAAAUCGUGACCAGAAGCGCAUCUGGACGCAGCACAUCAAAGAUGUGAUGCUCCAGGAGCUGGAUAUACCCACUCGUGCCAAGGAGCUUGUCUACCAGCUGGGCAACGAGGAAGAUCGCACGCCCGAUCGCAGCACCUGGAAGUGGAGCCUGAACUCGAGCAGCAACUCGACGCCCACGUAUCUGGAGCGGCGCAACGCUUGCCGGCGCAGUGAGAUUCGCUUGCGCAAUUCCAAAUUUAAGCGCAAGACGCUGACCAACUCCAGUUCGUUUGACAGCUUCAAUGAGUCGCUGGAGCAGCCCUCGCCGGAGCAGGCAGCGGCAGCAGGAGUCGCCACCAAGCCGGCCAAGCCGCUGUCGCGCAACAACAGCCUGGACGACACGGCGCUGCAGAAGCUGGCCGCAGCCGUGCGCUAUCGCAACAAGCGCGACUCCAAGUCCAGCGCCAGCAAGGAGCACUGCAAGUGCGAGGCACAGCAGCAGCAGCAGCAGGAGCAGCAGGAGCAGGAGCAGUGCGGGUGCAUAUUGCGGGAGCAGCGCAGUCGCACCAAGUCGCAGAGUCCAGUGUUUAGCUACAAGGCGCUCAAGGAGCGCAGCAAGUCGGUGCCGCGGAUCAGCGGCUUCAGCCUGGACGAGCAGCAGCAGCAGCGGGAGGCAGACGACGAUAGCGCCGCCUCGCUGCGCGGCAGCAAACCCGAUCUCAGCGAGCGCAAGGCCAAGGCCAAGGGCUUCUUCGAGGUGAAGCAAUACAAUCACAAGACGAUGCCCAAGCGCAUUGCCACGCUGAAGAAGCAGAGGGGCAGCAGCGGCGUUGGCAAUCGCAAGGAGAGCUGCUCCACGUUCUACAUGGAUCUUAGUGAGUUUGACAGCUCGGCCGUGCUGAAGAUCACCGAGUCCACGGAGGACCUUGAGCUGGCCGAAGAGGCGCAGGAGACCAAGGCGGAACAGUAUUACGACAGCCAGCAGGAGACGCAGCCGACGCCCGCUGAAAAGGCGAAGCGGGAUGCAGAGAUCGUCCUGGAUCUGCUGAAGAACACCAAGGAGUUCGAGCGCAUCUACAACAAGAACAAGCAGCAGAAGCAGCGCCGCGAGAGCAGCCAGGCCACGACACCGCAGAGUCCCAGUCCGGAGGAGGCGCCUCCAUUGCCGCCCCGUCCGCCCUCGCGUUCGCCGCCGCCGCUGGAGACGGAGCAGCUGCAGCAGCAGAAGCAGGAGCAGGAACAGGAGGAGGAGCCCAUUUAUGAGACACUGCUGCGCAACGUCCACGUGCCCUACAAGUUCUCCCCAGUGCUGGGGCGCGCCAAGUCCGUGCAGUAUUUCAAGAAGCGAACGCCCGCCCCACGACCCGAGUCGGACUACGUGACGCUGGUCUAUUCGCCGGACGGCGUGCUGCAGCGCGUGGGCGAGGAUGCAGUGCAGCAGCAGCAGGAGCAGCGUGACAGCACCAGCUCGGAAUCCAGUUCGGGCUCCACUGUAAAGCGCGACAGCCAGUCGACUGUCAUCAAUCUGAGCCUGGAGUCCACCACCACGAACUCAGAGGCGGAUCAGAUCGAUGCGCUUUACGCGCGUCCCAUACCAAAGAACCUAAUGAAGCGUCUGCUCAAUGGUAAUGGCACGUCGAGUGGUCAAAACGUGAGCAACUCGGAGAUCUCGCUGCUGCCGCGUGCUCUCAAGUCCAUCGAUAAUCUGAGCAUGGCCUUUGGGCGCACUCCGAAUCGUCCGCCCGAGCGUCGCGUCUCCGAUGUGAGUGAGAUGUGCCGCCAAAGCAUUUUGCAUCGCCAAGGCAGCGAGGCGGUGGGCGAGCGCAUGGCCCACGUCGACUAUGCGGAUCCAAAGACGCUGUUCAGCAUCGUUGCCAGUUCGGAGGCAUCGUUGCAGCGCGAUUCUGUCUUCUCGCUGACCUCCUCCUCGUGCACCUCCAGCGACAGCAUGUGCGAUCAGCAGCGCAAGCGCUCUGCCGCUGAGCUGCCUGCGUCCGGUUUUGAGUAUGAGCAGCAUGUGGAGGACAGCUUGGAGAAUGAUUUCCGUGAUUCGGCCAUCUACAGUGACGACAACAACGAGAAGCGCAGCACUGACUACGAUGUGAAGCGGCCACGCAGUCCACCACCCCCGCCGCCUGCCAAUGGAUGCGAACGUCAUCCAUCGCCUCCACAGAUAGCGCCGAAGCCAACGAAAGCAACGCUGCAGGAACUGCUGGGACAUCAUCCCAGUGUGGUGAUCUGUCCACCGCAUCUCAGCCAGGCGGCGUCGCGCAGCUGGGUGCUCCAGCAGAUCGAGAACUUCAACAAGUAAACCAGUCGAGAAAAAUUCCUUUGUCCAUUGCCAUAGAAAUUCAUCCUGUUUGUAUUUUUCAUGAUUAUUAUUAUUAUUAAUUAAUUCUUGUAUAUAUGGAAAUACUUUUAAAAUAGCGACUAUCUAUAUGUAUAUAAAAUGUACGUGUGCAUCAGCCCAAAUUGUAAGAGUUGUAGAUAUUUUAUGCAAUGUGUAAGUGUAAUUCUAAGAUUAAAUAAUAUUUC
Messenger RNA from Drosophila navojoa, 5078 nucleotides. It is a transcript of the gene GEFmeso, whose product is annotated as Guanine nucleotide exchange factor in mesoderm. The record is from RefSeq and is a predicted model, not a curated record. Lineage: Eukaryota; Metazoa; Arthropoda; Insecta; Diptera; Drosophilidae. Gene Ontology annotation, molecular function: small GTPase binding; guanyl-nucleotide exchange factor activity.